This is a messenger RNA of Laccaria bicolor S238N-H82, 729 nucleotides long. RefSeq lists its product as uncharacterized. Gene Ontology annotation, cellular component: cytoplasm. The transcript is spliced from 4 exons. NCBI's taxonomy places the organism in Eukaryota, Fungi, Basidiomycota, Agaricomycetes, Agaricales, Hydnangiaceae. The record is from RefSeq and is a predicted model, not a curated record. Gene Ontology annotation, molecular function: ubiquitin-protein transferase inhibitor activity. Bases 28 to 729 code for a protein of 233 amino acids.
GACUCUGUUCCUCAAGUACAUGGCUAUAUGAUGGGCUACAAUUGGCAGAGAUUGGCUGAAAAAUCUACAAUGCUUGCAAGUCCGCAUGCAGGGCGACACAACUUGAGGAUCGGCAACCCAAUAACACCCAAGUCGGCUACUAUCCUACCUACCCUCGCCAGCGCCCACCCUGACCCACUCGUCAGACAUCAAGCAUUCCGAAUCAUCUCCUCUCUCCUCACACUCACCCAACCCGAUUUAAGGAUUCAGCUCCUCACAGAUCUUACUGGGGAUUCGCAGCUCCCGCAGAUGCGCAUUGCAGCCGUGGGUCUCGUUAAAGAAGCAAUCAUAGAGUCAAUCUCCUCCACGAAACCAAACCCUUUCGCAUCCCCACUCUUCCUGCGUGUCUUUGGCCCGAUUCUUUUUAGGCCCAGUCCUCCGGAUUUGUUUAGUGGGAGCAAGGAACUUUCACUGAGUAGCUUCCAAGAAUCAAGUGAACCUCAACGGUUGGUAGAAUGCUUGGCACUCUAUUACAUCCUUCUCCAGCACGAUCACCAGAAUCUGACGGGCGUACAUGAUAAAGAUGUCUUAUCAAGUGUAGAGAGUAGUCUUUUAGAACCAUUGCGUUCGAUCUUGGCAAAGUGGAUGAGCCAUCCGUCUGUUUCUGGAAGUCAUAUGCAUGCUAUAAUGCCCCUCGUGUCUCUUCAGAUGGGUCUUGAGAGGGUAGACGCUGCCAUAGCCCAACUCUGA